AUGACGGGGAUCUCACCUGCCCACCCCUACUACCCCCUUGGGGCCAAUAUCAUCGAUUAUUCACCCAACCAAUCCUCCGUGAUCGAGCUACUCGUCACUGCCGGUGGAGGCUGCGCGGCCCUUCUCGGAUUGACUUUUACAGCGGCCAGUUAUGUGCGACCGACACUCCGUAUGGCCGAUCGGAUCGCGAUCUUGUGGUUUGUGCUCUCGGGCACGCUCCACUGCUUCUUCGAGGGCUACUUUAUGAUCAACCAUGACCAUAUGGCGUCAGCCCAGGACUUGUUUGGACAGCUGUGGAAGGAGUAUGCUUUAUCCGACUCGCGGUACAUGACCUCGGACACGCUGGUGCUGUGCAUGGAAACGAUGACUGUGCUACUGUGGGGGCCUCUCUGCUUCGUUGUUGCAUAUCUGACCGCAACGCGGCAUUCUCUGCGGCACCCAAUCCAAUUGAUCGUGUGUAUGAGCCAUCUUUAUGGGGAUACACUGUACUAUGCGACCAGUCUUUUCGAUCACUACGUGAAUGAUGUGCCCUACAGCCGACCGGAGCCAUACUAUUUCUGGCUGUAUUAUUUCUUCAUGAACUUUAUCUGGAUUGUGGUUCCAUUUUAUUACCUUCUCGACAGCAUCCGCACACUCUCGGCUGCCGUUCGAGUUCAGCAGGAGUCAGGCGCGAGGCGUAAAGCCCAAUAG
This is a messenger RNA of Penicillium subrubescens, 690 nucleotides long. Its product is annotated as EXPERA domain-containing protein. Gene Ontology annotation, cellular component: endoplasmic reticulum; membrane. The record is from RefSeq and is a predicted model, not a curated record. Lineage: Eukaryota; Fungi; Ascomycota; Eurotiomycetes; Eurotiales; Aspergillaceae. Gene Ontology annotation, biological process: sterol biosynthetic process. The transcript has 4 exons. Gene Ontology annotation, molecular function: cholestenol delta-isomerase activity; C-8 sterol isomerase activity; steroid Delta-isomerase activity. Bases 1 to 690 code for a protein of 229 amino acids.